This is a messenger RNA of Gadus morhua (Atlantic cod), 3260 nucleotides long. RefSeq names its product epsin 3a (gene epn3a). NCBI's taxonomy places the organism in Eukaryota, Metazoa, Chordata, Actinopteri, Gadiformes, Gadidae. Bases 516 to 2435 code for a protein of 639 amino acids. Gene Ontology annotation, molecular function: clathrin binding; phospholipid binding. The record is from RefSeq and is a predicted model, not a curated record. Gene Ontology annotation, biological process: endocytosis. The transcript has 11 exons. Gene Ontology annotation, cellular component: plasma membrane; clathrin vesicle coat; endosome.
AGGAGGAAGGGGGAGGGGGGGGGGAAGGGCAGUGCCUCUCUCUGCAACUCCGGCGCCAGUGUUAUUUUUUAUGGGAUCAGACUUCAAAGUUUGAUACAUUGCGCUCGCUAAGAAAGAAUAAGAUACCGUGAGUUCAUAUAGUAAAGUUUGUUAUACUUGGGUACUCGUUCGGCGUUUUUCCUACACGAUCUGACUAUACAAUUUAUAGUCAUUUUUGACCGAAAGCCGCGAAGGAUGUGGAAAGGAGGCGUUUCUUCCACCGACAGUGUUCCCUAGUUGGGAAAGCGUCGAGACGCAAUGCUAAAGGACCCUGCCCGUGAACUGCACUAAAACGACUCCAGAGGAGGGCAACUGCAUUACGUUCCUCUAGCGGACUGGAGGGCUGAUCAUCCAAGUACACUUUUAUUCCCCUUCUCCCUUGAACGACCGGGCACUUCGGCCUUCUGCAUCCCGGUGCCUCAGCCUGCUUCUUUUUUUUUAAAGUUGAAACAGUCCAACGCCACCGACACGCCACCAUGCAGACCUCCUCGCUCCGCCGGCAGGUGAAGAACAUGGUCAACAACUACUCGGAGGCCGAGAUCAAGGUACGAGAGGCCACUUCCAACGACCCCUGGGGACCGCCCAGCUCGCUCAUGUCCGAGAUCGCCGACCUCACCUUCAACGUGGUCGCCUUCACCGAGGUCAUGGGCAUGAUAUGGAAGCGGCUCAACGACCACGGGAAGAACUGGCGCCACGUCUACAAAGCCCUCACGCUGCUGGACUACCUGAUCAAGACGGGCUCGGAGCGUGUGGCCCAGCAGUGCCGCGAGAACAUUUUCACCGUCCAGACCCUGCGGGACUUCCAGUUCACGGACAGGGACGGCCGCGACCAAGGCGUCAACGUGCGGGAGAAGGCCAAGCAGCUGGUGACCCUCAUCAGGGACGAGGAGAAGCUCAAGCAGGAGAGGAGCCAGGCCCUCAAGACCAAGGAGAGGAUGGCCAAGGGCGCGGCCGCCCUGGGUUCCUCCUCCAUGCCGCCGCCGUACCCCGGCCGACGCACCAGCCAUCCCGGCAUGGGAGCGGGGCACGCGGAGGAGUUCAGCCGGUCUAGAGGCUCCCCGUCCUCCUUCCACUCCUCCUCUUCCUCGCCCCGCCUGACCACAGACAUGGAGCAGGCCCGGCCACAGACCAGCGGGGAGGAGGAGCUCCAGCUGCAGCUGGCCCUGGCCAUGAGCCGCGAGGAAAGCGAGAAGCCCCCCCCUCCAGUGGAUAUCGAUGAGCAGACGCAGCUACAGAUCGCUAUGAGCCUCAGCAAGGAGGAGGCCAAGAAGUCAAUUGACUUGACUGAUGGCAAUCCUCUUCCGCGCCGAUCAAUACCCUCCACACAGCCGGCCCCCCGGCCCCCUGCUGGGGAUAUGGACGAUGACACACAGCUUCAGAUCGCCCUGAACCUGAGCAAGGAGGUGCACCAGCAGGAGAAGCGCAGUCGCCAGGGAGACGAGUCAUUGCUCCAGAAAGCUCUCGAGGAGAGCAAGCGGGAAAUGGAAUCCAAAGGCGGGACUGCCUUCAUGGAUCUUGUGGAUGUUUUCGCCGUGCCGCCAGAUGUGUCCCAUAGCACCAAUCCCUGGGGGGACGUUCAGCCCCAGGGGGCCACCCGCCUGACCGGUAGAGACCCCUGGGACUCACUGGAAGACAGCGCAAGGGGAGAGGCCCCCUGGCUGGCACCCCCUGCCUCCAGCAGCCCCGCCCCGCCCUGGGAACGAAGCCAGUCCCCUGCCGACCACUGGGAUAGCCCAAGGAACGCCUCCAACCUAAAUACCCCGGGCCAAGCAUGGACCUCCCCAGCUCACACAGCAGAGAGAACAGCAGAUCCUGCUAUAGCCAAGGCCCCUUCUCCCCGAGCCUGGAGCCCUUCAGUAGAUGGCGAUCUGUUCGAUGAGGCCAUGGACGGAGGCCAGAUGAACAUGAACGGACGAGGGGGGGGCAGUCCCGAGCUGUUUGACCUGUCCCGCCUGGAGGAGAGCCUGGCGGCUCCGAGUCCUAGAAACUGUCGAACCCCCGAGGCUUUCCUGGGUCCCACUGCAGCCUCCUUGGUCAACCUGGACGCCCUCAUCCCUGCCAACCCCCCGGCCAAAGCCAUGAACCCCUUUCUAUCCAGUGUGAGUUCCCCUUCACCCAACAAUCCCUUCCAAGCGGAACAGCCCAAACUAACUCUGAACCAAAUGGGUUCGAGUUCCAACUCUCCCGUGCCCUUCGCCAGCUCACUCCCCUACAGCGCCUCUUUGCCCCUGCCUGCGAGCCACCAGGCGGCCAGCCUCCCCACCUCUCUAACCCAUCCCAGCCAGGCUGGGGCCCUGGAUAUUGCAGGGGCCCUCCCCCAGCCCCUGCUGCCCCUCUUAUCCGCCAGCGUUCUGGGGUCACAGUCAGAGCAGCACAGUCAAAACCCUUUUCUAUGAGGACCAACCGACCGACCGUCACCACAACAACAAGUCCUAAAAGAAGGAUAACGUUUUUGAUCUCGGAAAAAACACCGACUGAAUGCCCAAAGGCUGUGCUGGGUUUCCCAGCUCUCAAAAAGGAAAAUAGUUACCCUUGUGAACCCUUUUGUUUCCUCUUUGCCAAUAUCUUCAGUAUAAUAAUAUAACUCUUAAGUCCCUUGCCUUUUAGUAUAAUCUAUUAUGUUAAGGUUGUUUCUUCUCUUGAUAAACCAAGGGGAGGUUACUCUUGACUGACAGAUAAAUCAGUGUUUUAACAAAAUCAUAUUAGAACAUGAAUACUAAUACUAAUGUACAUUAUGUAUAUUACGUAGAAACCUACACUGAAUCACAACUUUGUGAAAUGUUGGUGGAACUUGGCAAUUGACAUACAAGCUCACUGUAUUGUAUGAUGGUUGUAGUACUAUCCAGCACUGAUCAUCUGCCAGAUAUGCCUGCUUUAAUUUCAUUGUGCAUAAUUUGAAUUGAAAACAAAGGAGAGCUGCUUUAACGUUUCUUGAGUCUUGGUCAGGGAAGAUAUUAGAAGAUGGGUGAAUGUUACAGCACCUGCCAUCACAACCAGCUAGUAACACAGUUUGUCGUUUAUGUACUUCAAUUUCAACAUUAACUUCGAUGGAGCUGGUGUUGGUCAAGAUGCUUUUGGUAAAUCAUAAUACGAGAGUGAGUUACCAUGGAUUCACACAAUGGGAUGGAAUUUGGGAAAGGACCGUUUUAAUGUGAUGACUCACUGUUCAUUCCUUGACAACAAUUGAUAUCAAAUAUAAGGGUAUGAUUACCACCUUGUAA